UGCUGUUGCAAGAACUCAAAACCUGAUAACGCAAUAACAACAUACUGUUAUCGUUUUGGCGGUCAUCUCUUGUUUUUUGUUGCAUUGAUGCGGAAGGACAAUGGAUGGAAUUGUUUUGUGCGAAAUUGCGGAUGAAGUGGCUCCAGAAUGCCCGGAAGAUCCAAUGGAGUUUCGCUAUGGCAAGAGGCGGUGGCUGUUCAAAGAAUUUCUUACCGAAUAUGCGGAGGAGAUUCUUAUUUGUAUCGAAGAAUGCCAAAAUGCUCGGACAAGAAAGCUGAAAUUUAAGCCGGUACGGCAGCCCACGGGCUCUUGGAUCCUAGUACUAUGCCACGAACAAACUUACACUCGAUCCCGUCCGGUUGAGAUGCAAGUGGCAGCUAAAUUGCUUCCGCUCAUUUUUAAGGACUUUACGACUAGCCUGGAAUUUGAGGUGGCCCAGCAAGAGCAAAAGCACCAAAGGCCUCUAAAGACCUAUGUGACAACGAAGCUCUACGACGCCCUCUACGAAAGGCAUCGCCAGACAGGUGAUCCGUAUGAAGAGCUGCCUUUUAACAUGCCAAAACGAUUUCAAUCCCGGCUACGCAAGUACCAGGAGCGCACAGUGUCCUGGAUGUUGGCUAGGGAGCAGCAAAUUACCAAGCUGCCAGUCAAAUACACCGCGCUCCAUGCCAUCGAUGGCAAGAGUCGUGUCUUUAAGCACAACUACUGCCUUCAGUUUUAUACCUACGAGGAACAAUUUCCCCAGAUUACCCUGCCACCAGGCGGCAUUUUAGCUGACGAAAUGGGCCUGGGCAAGACCGUGGAGUUCCUGGCCAUGCUGCUAAUGAAUCCCAGACCUAAGGACUCAAUCAGGAACGAGUAUUGGUACCAACGGCUGGAGGAAUUCGCCGAUGAUGUGCCUCUUAAGCGGAUGCGUCGAGCGGAAAAGGUUUUUUGUAUCUGCACUCAGAAACGUGGUUCGCUAGUGCAAUGUAGCAAGUGCCGGCGCUGGCAACACGAAACGUGCAUGAACUAUAAUUUCAAGAUAUCGAUGAACGAUCCACCGCAUAUGUGUCCAAGCUGCUGGUCCGAACUGGCAAAAUCGAGCGAUAAACUAGUGGAGACCGGUGCCACCAUCAUAGUCUCACCCAAUGCCAUUAAGAAGCAGUGGUACCACGAGAUGCAGAAGCACAUAUCGCCGGGUCUAAAGGUGCACCUGUAUUUCGGCCUGCAUUCGUGCAGGUGGGUCAGUCCUCUUGAGUUGGCCAAGUACGAUGUGGUGCUCACUGACUAUACGAUACUCCGCAACGAGAUAUACCAUACGACGGACUUCAAGUCAGACCGCCAGAUGCGCCACCAGCAGCUAUACAUCCGACCCGACUCCCCGCUUCUUAUGGUGAAUUGGUGGCGAGUUUGUCUAGAUGAGGCGCAGAUGGUCGAGAGCAACACUUCCGCGGCUGCCGAAAUGGUAAGGAUGCUGCCGGCCAUUAAUCGGUGGGCGGUUACUGGCACAAUUGACGACCUGCCGCCACUGCUGGAGUUUGUGGGUCGAACAGAAGUUUGCAGGCCACCGGACGCCUGGCAAACUGUGGACAAGGCUUUUCAAUUGAACUAUAAGUCCGAACCGCUGCUGGAAUCUCUAGAGCACAGUCUUUGGCGCACCUGCAAGUCCAAGGUGGAGCACGAACUGGGUAUUCCGCCACAAACGGAGGUCGUACAUCGCCUGGAACUGAGCAAUGUGGAGUCACUGUACUAUCGGGAGGAGCAUUUGAAGUGUCACGAGCAAUUCCUCACCGCUGUCGCCAAGCACACGCGCCACAACGCGGACAACAGCUCUUGUCUGGCCUCCAUUUCACCGCAGUUGCUGCGCAUCAUCCUGAAGCCCUUUCUUCGCAUCCGUCAGACGUGCUCCGUACCUGUGGUGCUCAACAGCAAUGUGUCCAGCACCGAUUACCUGAAUCCGCAGGAUCUGCUUGUGCGUCUCAAGACCAACAAUGAGACUGAGUGCAAGACAGAGCUACGAAGCUGGGCUUCGUCCUACAAUGGCCUGGCGGCUAUUCACUUUAUAAAGGAGGACUUUUCCAAAGCCAUUAAGUAUUACAAGCUUUUGUUGAAGCUAGCUUCCGACUAUCAAGAGCCGAAUAUAUCUGUGGACAGCGUGCUGCAGAUACAUGCGAUCUACAACCUUCUUCAAGCGAGUGAGUUGGCUACCUCAGGAGACAAGUUAUCCGAAAGUGAGCAGCAGAGCUAUCAAGCCCAAAUGAAGCGACUGGAGUGGAAGUAUCUGGAGGACAACACUCUGGUGCUCCAAAGCGCUCUUGAAUGUUACGAAGAAAAACUCAACGAAGUUUCUGAACUGGAGGGUCAGUUCGAGGGCAGCACAGUGGACUUUCUGGCCACGGUGGUGAAUCACAAAAGCUCUCUGCACGAUGCCAUGUGGAACAAAGUUCGGGAUGAUUUUUUCCGACAAAAUAUCUCGGUGGAAAAACUCGAUAAUGUCAGCUCCAUGGCUGGAUUACUCUAUUUUGUAGAUCUUUGGCAUGCAAAGCUGCAGAAGUUGAGAAGCAAUUUGCUUAUUGACUUUGAAUAUCUAAAGGGUGUUAUGCAGGAGGCUUGUGAGGCGGUUAAAACUGGCAAUGUCCUCUCACAGGAUAUCAACAACUUUAUAGCCAGCGUAACAGAUUGCCAUUUAGCGGAUAUUUUGAUCGAAGACAAGGAUAAGGAGAAGGAGAAGAAAAAACCCAAAAAGCGUCGACAUUGUCGUUUGUGCAAAACUCGGGAUUCCUUAAACCAGUUUGAGUGCGUUUUGUUUGAUAAGAAGCUGGACGAAGAAGCUACUGUUGCUGAGGGUCUGGAGAAUCCCAGUAUGGAGAUAAGUCUCAUUAAAGCUAUAUUUUCUUUCUUGCGUUCCAAGCCAGAGUUCAGUGAAUGGAAAGCGGAGUGCCAAAACAAACUGGAUUUCCUAUCUUGCCUGCAGGACCUGGCGAAGUUUCAAAUUAAGUACUGGAUCGAGGUGGAGUACAUGGUCAAGGCUUUUGACGAACUGGGAAUGUGCAAGAUGCGUAUUCUUCUUACCGACGAUCCCGAGGAGCAAUCAAAUUACCGAAUCCUUGCCUGCCAGCUGGACGAGCAGCUCGAAUUUAACCAGUACAAUCUUCACGAGUCGCAGCUAAACUUUACGCGGCUGUGCGGUCGUUUGAAGUACCUAAAGCAUCUCAAGGAAGAUGCCACGGAUAAGCCUUGCCCCAUUUGUCAGACGCAGGACGAUGUGAGGUAUGUGAUGAUGGUAUGUGGUCAUUUUGUGUGCCAGCACUGUCUGGAUAGUAUGAGGAAAAAGUUCUCCCGAGAUGGUGUCACCAAGUGUCCACUCUGUCGCCAGGACUCGCCACAGUUAUACUACUCAGUUCGUCCGGGCGCCCACAAAUCCAUAAUUGGCGACUUUUCAACGAAAAUUGCAAGUAUUGUGGAACUGGUGCUGAAGAUAAGAUCAGACAAUGAAAAAGAAAAGGUCCUUAUCUUCUCUCAGUGGCAGGCAAUACUUAUUCAAAUUGCUAGAGCCCUUAAUAUCAACAACAUUCAGUUCCGCAACAAGUGCACCAAUACGGAUAUUGAGGAAUUCAAGGAUCCCUUGAAAAAUAUCACCUGCCUUCUGAUGCCUCUUUCUAAGGGCUCAAAGGGCUUAAACCUGAUUGAAGCAACACAUGUGUUUCUCGUGGAACCGAUUCUUAAUCCCGGCGACGAACGUCAGGCUAUUGGUCGAAUUCACAGAUUUGGGCAGAACAAACCCACAAAGGUUCAUCGAUUUAUUGUGAAUGGGACAAUCGAGGAGAAUAUUCUCUCGCUUAUAACUUCAGCCGAUGACACGAAGACACUUUCAACUCAUUGGGAUUUGGAGAACAUGACACUUGACAGCCUCAAGAAGCUUUUCAUACUCAAGGAGAUGGAGUAA
Messenger RNA from Drosophila ficusphila, 3928 nucleotides. RefSeq names its product E3 ubiquitin-protein ligase SHPRH. The record is from RefSeq and is a predicted model, not a curated record. Gene Ontology annotation, cellular component: nucleus. Gene Ontology annotation, molecular function: ATP-dependent chromatin remodeler activity; ubiquitin protein ligase activity; ATP binding. Lineage: Eukaryota; Metazoa; Arthropoda; Insecta; Diptera; Drosophilidae. The transcript has 10 exons. The coding region runs from base 101 to 3928 and encodes 1275 amino acids. Gene Ontology annotation, biological process: protein polyubiquitination; DNA damage response.